This is a messenger RNA of Labrus mixtus (cuckoo wrasse), 2864 nucleotides long. It is a transcript of the gene grk5, whose product is annotated as G protein-coupled receptor kinase 5. Bases 170 to 2008 code for a protein of 612 amino acids. NCBI's taxonomy places the organism in Eukaryota, Metazoa, Chordata, Actinopteri, Labriformes, Labridae. Gene Ontology annotation, cellular component: cytoplasm. The record is from RefSeq and is a predicted model, not a curated record. Gene Ontology annotation, molecular function: ATP binding; G protein-coupled receptor kinase activity. Gene Ontology annotation, biological process: signal transduction; protein phosphorylation; regulation of signal transduction. The transcript is spliced from 15 exons.
AUUCAUCAGAGAGUCACCGGCCUGACGUGACACUCCUCUGAGACUCAACCGACUGGACCGUCUGUUUUCCUGCCGAUGACUUCUGAUUUCAUGACCGUCCGUGUGUGAGUGCUGGAUUAUCCUGCAGCUGUGGAUUGAACAGAAGAGGAGGAAACACACACUCUUCUUCAUGGAGAUUGAAAGCAUGGUGGCAAACAGCGCUCUUAUUAAAGCCAGAGAAGGAGGGGGGAGUAAAGGACGGAGCUGGAAGUGGAAGGAGAUGCUUAAAUUCCCUCACAUCAGUCAGUGUGAAAACCUUGCCAUAAAAAUAGAGAGAGAGUACUACAGUCUGUGUGUGAAGCAGCCGAUCGGGAAGAAACUGUUUCAGCUCUUCUGUCGGAGUCGCCCUGAACUGCAGAAUUACAUUUCCCUGCAGGAUGCUCUGGACGCCUUCGAGACAAAGUCAGACGAAGAGAGAAGAGACUUUGGCUACAGCAUCAUUCAGAGAUUCGUCAUUAGCCAGGUCUGUAAACUACACACAACAAACAUCUACAAACAGCAAAUAAGUCUGAACAUUUUGAUCCCUUCACACUCUUUUGUUCCUCAGUCCUUUCAGUAUGUGGCCGGAAUGGAGAAGCACGAGCACAGCAGCAUUGAGAGCCUGGAGCUGGAGCCCUGCAGGGACGUUUUUCAUGACUGUAGGGAAGACCUACACAAGUUCCUGAGUGGGGAGCCGUUCAUCCAGUACCAGGAGAGCAUGUUCUUUGACCGUUUUCUGCAGUGGAAGAUGUUGGAGAGGCAGCCCGUCACCAAGCAGACGUUUCGACAGUACAGACUGCUCGGGAAAGGAGGCUUUGGAGAGGUUUGGGCCUGUCAGUCUCGGGCGACAGGAAUGAUGUACGCCUGCAAAAAACUGGAAAAGACUCACGUGAAGAAGCGGAGAGGAGAAACCAUGGCUCUCAACGAGAAACAGAUACUGGAGGGACUGAACAGUCGCUUUGUGGUGAAUCUGGCGUACGCCUACAAGACGAAGCACACCCUCUGUAUGGUUCUGACCAUGAUGAGCGGCGGUGACUUGAAGUUUCAUAUUUAUAACAUCGGAGAGCCUGGCCUCGACAAAGAGAGAGUGAGGUUCUACGCUGCAGAGGUCUGCUGUGGUUUAAUUCACCUGCACCAGGAGUCCAUCGUUUACAGGGAUCUGAAGCCAGAAAACAUUCUGCUCGAUGACAACGGACACAUCCGCAUCUCGGACCUGGGCCUGGCUGUGAGGCUGUCUGAGAGGAGUGUGGUGCGAGGCCGGGUGGGAACACUGGGAUACAUGGCUCCCGAGUUGAUCGGACACAAGCACUACGGGCUGAGCGUGGACUGGUGGGGCCUCGGCUGUCUGAUCUACGAGAUGACGGCGGGUCAGCCUCCGUUCAGGACCCGAGGGGAACAUCCCAAACCCUCCGAGAUGGAGAGGCGGAUCGAGACCGAGCAGGAGGAGUACAGGGACAAGUUCGGCAAAGCUGUGAAAGACAUCUGCUCCUCGCUGCUGAAGAAGGAUCCCAACGAGCGGCUCGGCUGCUGCAGUUUAGGAGGCAGAGAAGUUCAGUCGCAUCCUUUCUUCAAAGAGAUUAACUUCAGGAUGCUGGAGGCCGGACUCGUCGAGCCUCCGUUCAAACCUGAUCCCAGACAGGUUUACUGCAGCGACGUGCAGGACAUCGAGGAGUUCUCCACGGUGAAGGGAGUCACUCUGGACGAGAAAGACUCCGACUUCUACUCCAAGUUUGACACGGGCAGCGUCCCCAUCACCUGGCAGAACGAGGUGAUAGAAACCGGAUGUUUCAAAGAGCUGAACAUUUUCGGACCUGAAGGAACUCGAUCUCAGGACCUGGACUGGUCCCAGCUGCCCGAGAGUCCCAAACGCAGCCUCCUGGACCGGAUCUUCCGCAGACACCAUCCUUCAGACUCGUCAGACGAGGGCAGACAGAGCUUGGUUUCCAGUGAGACCUACUUGAGUUCAGGACUGCUCAGCACCACCCUCUAGUGGCCGUUACAGCAAAGAGACUCAAAAUCAAAACCAUCAACUGGAGCAUCAAGAGGCAGAAGAGACAAUCUGUUCUUCCUCUCAAAUGGGAGCAUAGUAUUUACUUCUUUGUUUUUGUGUUUUGUCCUCAUCGAUCACAGCUGCCAUACUUGCCAUCACGCUCCCAUUGAAAACAAAUUCAGUCUGAAGCUUUUUGUACCCGACCUCUUAUACAAAAUUUGAAAAAAAUCUUUAAAACUUAUUCACAAGUUAAAGGUCCAAUCAGUGAGCUGUGUAGAGAGUGAGAUGAUAAAGGUAUCUUACUAUCUGAUCAUUAAGGAAACAUGUUGAAGUGCUGGCUUCUCUAACAACAAUGCAGCAGUCAGUAUGUCCUCCUUCUAACUUUAGAUUCUGCUCCUGAAUGCUCUGGAUUUGUUUGGACCAGAGAAGGUAGACGCUUUUAAUGCACCCCCCCCCCCCACACACACACACACACACACACACACACACACACACACACACACAGCCGUUUUGGACGGCCCUCGGUUUGCCAGAUAUGAGGAGUUAUCAGGUUAAACCAAGAGGUGAGAAGCAGAGCUGGAUAAACACUGAAGCUUCAGAGUCCACCACAUGGUGACCUGAGUGAGCAUGGACUCUAGAGAGGAGGGGGGGGGGGGGGACAGCUCUCUGAUGUUUAGAAUUUAGACUGCAGUACCCAUUUUAAAUCAGAGCUCCUUUAAGCUGAAAAGACAAAAAUAAGUUGUAUUUUUUAUGAAGUGAUUCCCGGCCAUAGUUCAAAAAUAAGAAGAGGAUAAACAGGAAACAUACUUGUAUAUAUUUCUAUUAAAAACUGUAAAUAAAUUCACUUUUUCUGACA